Capra hircus (goat) is the source of this 3361-nucleotide messenger RNA. It is a transcript of the gene UTP6, whose product is annotated as UTP6, small subunit processome component. The transcript has 19 exons. Gene Ontology annotation, molecular function: protein binding; snoRNA binding. The coding region runs from base 104 to 1900 and encodes 598 amino acids. Lineage: Eukaryota; Metazoa; Chordata; Mammalia; Artiodactyla; Bovidae. Gene Ontology annotation, cellular component: small-subunit processome; Pwp2p-containing subcomplex of 90S preribosome. The record is from RefSeq and is a predicted model, not a curated record. Gene Ontology annotation, biological process: maturation of SSU-rRNA from tricistronic rRNA transcript (SSU-rRNA, 5.8S rRNA, LSU-rRNA).
GCACGCGCGAACGUUUUGGCCGGUUCUCGGGAUUAGAGGGUGGCCAUUUCCUUCGCGUGUCGUCGGUGAGAGGAGCUGUGGUGGGUUGUGAAGUUCGGCUAUCAUGGCGGAAAUAAUUCAGGAACGUGUAGAGGAUCGACUUCCCGAAUUACAGCAGCUAGAGCGCACUGGACUCUUCAGUCAAAUGGAGAUUAGGGCAAUCAUUAGGAAGGCUUUAGAACUAGAAUACAGGAUACAGCGAAGAAGUCUUUUAAAGGAUGACUUUAUCAGAUACGUUCAGUAUGAAAUUCAUCUUUUGGAGCUGAUCGAGAAACGGAGAACUCGCGUUGGAUAUACAUUUAAGAAGGAUGAGAUUGAGGAUCCUAUAAUACAUCGGAUACAGAGUGUCUUCCGACGUGCAUCAAUUAAGUGGAAAGAUGAUGUUCAACUUUGGCUGUCUUUUAUAGCCUUUUGUAGGAAGUGGGCUGCCAAGGUUCACCUUAGCAAGAUAUUUUCUUCCUUGUUGGCCAUUCAUUCAAACAAGCCAGGUUUGUGGAUUUUGGCGGCCAAAUGGGAACUGGAAGACUGCUUGUCUUCAGAAAGUGCAAGACAGUUAUUUCUUCGGGCUCUGCGCUUUCACCCACGUUGCCCAAAACUUUAUGAAGAAUACUUUAGGAUGGAGCUGAUGCAUGCUGAAAAAUUGAGGAAGGAAAAGCAAGAGUUUGAAAAAGCCAACAUGGAUGUGGGGAGUCUCGAGCAUGCUGAAGAAGUCCUUACGGGCGAGUUGGCGCGGAUCAUCUAUAAGAAUGCUAUAAGUGUAAUUAAAAGUGCAAAAUUUCAUGUGUCACUGCUUUCAGUUGCACAGCUGUUCGACUUUGCCAAAGAUCUGCAAAGAGAAAUUUACAAUGACCUUAAGGCUCUGCACACAGACGACCCCCUCACUUGGGACUAUGUAGCCCGGCAAGAAUUGGUGAUUCAGUCACAGCCAGGAGAAGAGCUGCCUGCAACCAAACAAGCCAAAGCGAAGGAGGUGGGCCGCCGGGAGGAGAGGUGCUGUGCUGUGUAUGAGGAGGCGGUAAAAACUGUGCCCACAGAGGCUAUGUGGAAGUGUUACAUGAACUUCUGCAUGGAGAGGUUUACUAAGAAGACAAGCAGUCGCCUCCUCAGAAAGAAGAGGCUGGAAAGAACCAUGGCUGCAUUCCGGAAGGCACAUGAGCUCAAACUUUUACCAGAACUCCAGUACAGGCAGCUGAGCACGUUGUUGCUGCAUCGCCAGUUGUUAAAGGAAUCCCUGGAGGUGGCAGACGCUGGGGUGAAAUUGUUCAGGAAAUCAGUGGAGAUGUGGCAGGUGAAGCUGGAGGCCCUGAUUUCGUCAGAGAGCCACGAGAUGGCCAAGGGUUUUGACCAAGCCUUUGCGUACCUGAAACCUCAGAUGUGUCUUCCGUUGUGGCUUACUUGGGCCCAGUGGAGUGAAGAUGCCGGAAAGCAAGAAGAAACUGAAGGAAUCUAUAAGAGAGCUAUCUUCCGUCUCUCAGGAGCUGACUCAGUCCCUGUGAAGGAAAAGUAUCUGAAUUGGGCUUAUCGAAGUGGUGGUUACAAAAAGGCUAGAGAUGUGUUUAAAAGUUUACAGGAAAACCGUCCAUUUUCAGUUGAUUUUUUCAGGAAGAUGAUCCAGUUUGAGAAGGAGCAAGAAUCCUGUAAGAUGGAGAACUUAAGAGAGUAUUAUGAGAGGGCUUUGAGAGAAUUUGGAACUGAUGAUUCUGAUCUCUGGAUGGAUUACAUCAAAGAAGAAUUGAACCACCCGCUUGGUAGACCUGAGAACUGCGGACAGCUCUACUGGCGAGCCAUGAAAAUGUUGCAGGGAGAGGCAGUAGAGCAGUUUAUGGCUAAACAUGCUCUGCAUCAGGCCGGCCGUUUGUGAAAAGAGGAAGAGCACAGUCACCUUUGUCAAAUAGUGCUGUAAGCCCUCCAGGCAGAUUUGUUUUAUGCAGUCAUCUGCAGUUUGCUGAGAUGGUGUCUCAUUUUGAGGCCUGCUUUAAUUUUGUUGACGUGUUAAUCUUGAAUUCCAGAAAAGAGAAGUGCUGCUUAAUGGCCAGAAGCCAGUUGUUGAGGCCAGACCUGUGUAGAUCCUAAAUGUUUUUCAGAAUACAUGGAAACGAUGUAACUGAUCUUGUUUUACUACACCUUGUCAGGCUUGAGUAGCUCUAAUCUAGACCUCAGGUUCAGUUAAAAUGGAGACGAAAAUACAGUUCUGUUUGUUUUCUCCUUAUAAAAGUAUAUGUGGUGUGCAUUUUGUGUGAAAGUAUGGAGGGGACAGAGUAAUUUUGCAGUCUUGUCAUCUGGACUUAAACUCACUGGUAUGAUUUCCUUUGUUAGAAUUGGAUUUACACUGUUAGAUCAUUCAUUCAUUGAGUCCCUGUCAUGGGCAAGAAAGAAGACAAGCUUUUGGGCAUAUUUAUUUUAUGCAGUCAUCUGCAGUUUGCUGAGAUGGUGUCUCAUUUUGAGGCCUGCUUUAAUUUUGUUGACGUGUUAAUCUUGAAUUCCAGAAAAGAGAAGUGCUGCUUAAUGGCCAGAAGCCAGUUGUUGAGGCCAGACCUGUGUAGAUCCUAAAUGUUUUUCAGAAUACAUGGAAACGAUGUAACUGAUCUUGUUUUACUACACCUUGUCAGGCGUGAGUAGCUCUAAUCUAGACCUCAGGUUCAGUUAAAAUGGAGACGAAAAUACAGUUCUGUUUAUUUUCUCCUUAUAAAAGUAUAUGUGGUGUGCAUUUAGUGUGAAAGUAUGGAGGGGACAGAGUAAUUUUGCAGUCUUGUCAUCUGGACUUAAACUCACUGGUAUGAUUUCCUUUGUUAGAAUUGGAUUUAUACUGUUAGAUCAUUCAUUCAUUGAGUCCCUGUCAUGGGCAAGAAAGAAGACAAGCUUUUGGGAUGGAAGUGGGGGUUAAAGGUGUAGAGCUGAUGUCCUGAGUUGGUUGAAGCAGCAGAAUAGGAUGCUAGGUAUUAGGGGGAAAGUUAUCCUUUAAGAAGAUUUUAAGAAAUUACAAAAGUGUUUUUGUCUCUGGGACUGAUCUGGAGAGAAAUGUUUGCACUGGAGAGACCCAGUAACAAGGAAAGGCAGGGGUAGGGAGUAGCUUAGAAAGAGAAGGGCUUCAGAGGCAAGGAUGGAGGGUAGCUUACAGCAGAGACGGGCAUUCCUGGAGAAGAAGAAGCGGUUGUUUGAGUUGUAUAUCCUUUAGCGUAACAUGAUGUUACUGGGAAAAGCGUUCAGUACAGUUUUACUUACAGUGUUUCACUUAAUAUUAUGUUGUUUUCCAUGUUAUGUCCAUGUUAUAAGUAGCCUUGAAAACGUGAAAUAAAUCCACAGCAUUCCAUUGAAUAGAUGA